Molecule: messenger RNA, 6839 nt
Organism: Callorhinus ursinus (northern fur seal)
Lineage: Eukaryota; Metazoa; Chordata; Mammalia; Carnivora; Otariidae
Gene: GPATCH8
Product: G-patch domain containing 8
Cellular component (GO): nucleus
Molecular function (GO): nucleic acid binding
Source: RefSeq, a predicted model, not a curated record
GCGGGUGUCGCGGGAGGGAAGGAGCGAACCGGAGAGCGUCGUCCUGAGAGGAGUGAAGGCGGCAAAAUGGCGGACCGCUUCUCCCGCUUCAACGAGGAUCGAGACUUUCAGGGUAAUCACUUUGAUCAGUAUGAAGAAGGACAUUUGGAAAUUGAACAAGCAUCACUUGACAAGCCUAUAGAAUCGGAUAAUAUUGGACAUCGCUUACUCCAGAAACAUGGGUGGAAGCUGGGCCAGGGAUUGGGAAAAUCUCUUCAGGGGAGAACAGAUCCCAUUCCGAUUGUCGUCAAGUAUGAUGUCAUGGGCAUGGGUCGCAUGGAAAUGGAGCUUGAUUAUGCUGAAGAUGCUACCGAACGGCGCCGUGUCCUAGAAGUAGAAAAAGAAGACACAGAAGAAUUGAGACAGAAGUAUAAGGAUUAUGUUGACAAAGAGAAGGCAAUUGCCAAAGCAUUGGAAGACCUCAGAGCCAACUUUUACUGUGAACUCUGUGAUAAGCAAUAUCAGAAACAUCAGGAAUUUGACAACCAUAUCAACUCCUAUGAUCACGCACACAAGCAGAGAUUGAAAGAUCUUAAGCAGAGAGAGUUUGCUCGAAAUGUCUCUUCAAGAUCCCGCAAAGAUGAGAAGAAACAGGAAAAAGCCCUUCGGCGGCUCCAUGAAUUGGCAGAGCAAAGGAAACAAGCUGAAUGUGCACCUGGAAGUGGCCCCAUGUUCAGGCCAACCACGGUGGCUGUAGACGAAGAAGGUGGAGAUGAUGAUAAAGAUGAAUCAGCUACAAGCAGUGGUACAAGCACUGCUGCCUCUUGUGGUCCGGGGUCUGAGUUCUCCACAGAUAAAGGAGGCCCUUUCACUGCGGUACAGAUCUCUAAUACCCCUGGACUGGCACAGGCCCCUGGCUUAGCCUCCCAAGGCAUCAGCUUCGGCAUUAAGAAUAAUCUAGGGACUCCACUGCAGAAAUUGGGAGUGUCGUUUUCCUUUGCCAAGAAGGCUCCUGUCAAACUCGAAUCAAUAGCAUCCGUUUUCAAGGAUCAUGCAGAGGAAGGGGCCUCUGAAGAUGGAACGAAAGCUGAUGAGAAGGGUUCUGACCAAGGACUGCAGAAGAUGGGAGACUCUGACGGUAACAGUAAUCUUGAUGGUAAAAAAGAAGAUGAAGACCCUCAGGAUGGAGGGUCCCUUUCCUCAACAUUAUCUAAGUUAAAAAGAAUGAAGCGAGAAGAAGGAGCUGGAGCUGUAGAGCCAGAGUAUUACCACUACAUUCCCCCAGCGCACUGCAAAGUAAAACCAAAUUUCCCCUUCCUACUCUUUAUGAGAGCCAGUGAACAAAUGGAAGGUGAUACUAGUAUACACCCAAAGAAUGCCCUAGAGAGCAAAAACAGUUCUCCCAAGCCUAAAGGCUGUAUCAAGGUGGCAGCAAGCCAAGGAGCAGAGAAGACCGUUGAUGAAGUCUCCGAGCAACAGACGGAAACCAGUGUCACAGAGCCCUCAGAGCCUGGAAGCAAAGCUGAGACAAAGAAGGCCUCAGGAGGAGAUGUAAAUGAGCAGAAUGUAGAGAGUCCAAGUCGGAAGGUUUCAGAGAACCAAAUGUGUGAGUCUGACCCUUCUAAAGAAACCUCUCAGAUCACCCCAGCAGGGAAAGAAAGCCAGGAGGGGCCCAAACAUCCUACUGGUCCCUUCUUUCCGGUCUUGAGCAAAGAUGAAAGCACUGCCCUCCAGUGGCCAUCAGAACUCUUAAUUUUUACCAAGGCAGAACCCUCCAUUUCAUACAGUUGUAACCCUUUAUACUUUGACUUCAAACUUUCAAGGAACAAAGAUGCCAGAGCUAAAGGGACGGAAAAACCAAAGGAUAUAGGAGGCUCCUCAAAGGACCAUCUCCAAGGCCUUGAUGCUGGUGAGCCAAAUAAAAGCAAGGAGGGGGGAGAGAAUGUCGAACAUUCCUCAGGAGGCAGAAUGGAUGCACCCGCUUCAGGGUCGAACAAGCCGGAACCUGGGGGCAGCCAUGGGUCAGAGACAGAGGACACAGGGAGGAGCCUUCCCAGCAAGAAAGAACGAUCUGGGAAGUCCCACCGACACAAAAAGAAAAAGAAGCACAAAAAAUCAAGCAAACACAAACGGAAACACAAGGCGGACCCAGAAGAGAAAAGCUCUAAGACAGAAUCUGGGGAGAAGUCUAAGAAGCGCAAGAAACGAAAACGAAAGAAGAAUAAGUCCUCAGCUCCAGCAGAUUCUGAACGGGGACCCAAACCAGAACCCCCUGGGAGUGGUAGCCCUGCCCCGCCCAGGCGGCGGCGGCGAGCUCAAGAGGCUUCCCAGCGGCGGCCCCUGCCGGCCGAAGAAGGGGGCAGUGGCAGGAAGGAUGAGGGAGGGGGCGGGGGCGACCCCCAGGAUCACGGUGGCAGGAAGCACAGAGGGGAGCCUCUGACUUCAUCCUGCCAGCGAAGGGCUAGCGCCAAGCGGAGCAGCCGGGCCAGCCACCGGAGCCGCCCCAGCAGCGGGGAGGAGGACAGUGAUGCUGCUUCGCCGCACCGGCCGCACCCAAAGUCUCCGUCCCAGUACAGCGAGGAGGAGGAAGAGGAAGAAGACUCGGGCAGCGAGCAUUCCCGGAGCCGCUCCCGCUCGGCCCGGCGCCAUUCCUCACACCGGUCCUCCCGGCGCUCUUACUCAAGCAGUUCGGACGCUUCCUCAGACCGGAGCUGCUACAGCCGACAGCGCAGCUACUCUGACGACAGCUACAGUGACUACAGCGACCGGUCUCGAAGGCACUCCAAGCGUUCCCAUGACUCCGACGACUCCGACUACCCCGGCUCCAAGCACCGGUCCAAACGGCACAAAUACUCGUCCUCAGACGACGACUAUAGCCUCAGCUGCAGCGCGUCCCGAAGCCGCUCCCGGAGUCACAGCAGGGGGCGCUCGCGGUCGCGGGGCCGCUGCCGCAGCAGCAGUUGCAGCCGCAGCCGGAGCCAGCGCAGAAGCCGCAGCACCACGGCCCACAGCUGGCAGCGGAGCCGAAGCUACAGCCGAGACCGCAGCCGCAGCACCAGGAGCCCUUCCCAGAGGUCGGGUUCCAGGAAGGGCUCCUGGGGUCACGAAAGCCCCGAGGAGAGGCGUUCCGGCCGUCGAGACUUCAUCCGCUCAAAAAUCUACCGCUCCCAGUCUCCCCACUAUUUCCGAGCAGGCCGGGGGGAAGGUCCUGGCAAGAAGGAGGAUGGCAGAGGAGACGAUGGCAAAGGGACGGGCCCACCCUCCCAGAACAGCAGUGUUGGCGCAGGACGGGGGUCAGAAGGUGACUGCAGCCCCGAAGACAAGAACUCCGUCACUGCCAAGCUGCUACUGGAGAAGAUCCAGUCAAGGAAAGUGGAGAGGAAAGCCAGUGUGAGUGAGGAGGUGCUGGCCACCCCUAAUAAAGCCGGGCUCAAGCUCAAGGACCCCCCGCAAGGUUACUUUGGGCCGAAGCUCCCCCCAUCUCUUGGCAAUAAGCCUGUCCUUCCGCUGAUAGGGAAGCUCCCAGCUACCCGAAAGCCCAACACCAAGAAAUGUGAAGAGUCUGGCUUAGAAAGGGGGGAAGAGCAAGAACAGUCAGAGACAGAAGAAGGGCCUCCCGGGAGUAGUGAUGCCCCAUUUGGACAUCAGUUCCCUUCCGAGGAAACAGCUGGCCCCUUAUCAGACCCACCCCCAGAAGAGCCAAAGUCUGAAGAAGCUACUGCUGAUCACCCUGUGGCUCCACUAGGCACCCCAGUGCACUCUGACUGUUAUCCUGGGGACCCCGCCGUCUCCCAUAACUACCUCCCUGACCCCAGCGACGGGGACACCCUAGAGUCCUUGGAUAGUGGCAGUCAGCCCGGCCCUGUGGAAUCCAGCUUGCUGCCUAUUGCGCCAGACCUUGAGCACUUCCCCAGUUACGCACCUCCCAGUGGGGAUCCUAGUAUUGAGUCGGCUGAUGGGGCUGAGGAUGCUUCCCUGGCCCCCCUGGAGAGCCAGCCCAUCACCUUCACCCCCGAGGAGAUGGAGAAGUACAGCAAGCUCCAGCAGGCCGCACAGCAACACAUCCAGCAGCAGCUUCUGGCCAAGCAAGUAAAGGCCUUUCCAGCCUCGGCUGCCCUGGCCCCAGCCGCUCCAGCCCUGCAGCCCAUCCACAUUCAGCAGCCAGCCACAGCCUCUGCCACCUCGAUCACAACUGUUCAGCAUGCCAUCUUGCAACAUCAUGCGGCAGCAGCUGCCGCUGCCAUUGGAAUUCACCCCCAUCCUCAUCCCCAGCCACUCGCCCAAGUACAUCAUAUUCCCCAGCCCCACCUGACCCCCAUUUCCUUGUCCCACCUCACUCACUCAAUCAUCCCUGGCCACCCGGCCACCUUUCUCGCUAGCCAUCCCAUCCAUAUCAUUCCCGCCUCAGCCAUCCAUCCUGGGCCCUUCACCUUCCAUCCUGUCCCACACGCUGCCCUCUACCCUACCCUGCUUGCUCCACGGCCUGCUGCGGCAGCUGCCACCGCCCUCCACCUCCACCCGCUACUUCACCCCAUUUUCUCAGGUCAGGACCUGCAGCACCCGCCUAGCCAUGGCACAUGAGUUGGGGGAUGGAAGCCCAGGAAGGGCCAGGGAAGGUGACCUGUGUAUCUUCCCUCGGGGGUAUUGAGCCAUUAAUACCAGCAAGUACGAGCUGGGAUGGGCAGUGUCUGACGGCCAAAGAAUCAAGUUUUGGCUAGCAGGGGUGAUUUUAGAUUUGAGGUUUGCUUUGGGUUUUACUAUCAGGGAUUUUUUUUUCCCCCCUUUCCCCCUUUCUGUUUGUCCCUUCCUCUCCUGUGUUUCCAAGCUAGGGAACACCAGUAAGUGCUCCUCACCCCUCUGCAGCAACAUCUCCAAACUGUCGAGUUUGGAUACUCCUCUCCUCCCUCUCUCUACUUCUUAUCCUCUGCUCUUCCCUUCUGUAAAUUGUAAGACAUUUUCUUCCUCUCUGGCCGGCGGUUUGUCCAUCUGGUCCUGCCCCCUCAGUGUCUUUGACCAUCCCUUGGUGACCUUCUUGCUAUCCCGGGUGAGGUGGAAAGGGAGUCUGACCUGGAUCCAGAUGCUACUCAGGCUGUAUUCAGUCCACUUCCCACACAGAGCCACACGCUUGGCCCUGUUGCCCUCAUGUCCCUCAUCCCAGAAGAGGUAUCUGCAUAUCCCAGAAGAGAAGAUCCUAUCAUGAAUAGAAGCUCUGCGGAACAUAAAGUCGCCCGUGUGCUUCCCCAGAGAGGAGCUCAUGUGUCUGAAGGGUGUAUUUUCUUCUGUCAUGUUGAUGUUUCCUUCUUAAUUUAUAGGAUUUUUUUUAAAUGUAAAAAAUUGCACUGAACUCUAUAAACGUAAAUGCUGCUUUUUGUAGCUCAUAUUAAAAAAGGUUCCAUAUUUGUAGUAUACUGCAAUAAUAUUUUUUACAUCCGGCUCUUUAAGUGAUCCUUGUUCUGGUGGCUUUGUGUAAAUAUGUUUGCCCUAGUUGAAUUAAGAAACUUUAAAGGUUAUAAAAUGAAAACAAAAAAUAAAGUAUCUGUUUUCUGCUAGAUGCAAAAAAUGACUAAGCAUGUAUAUUUUAUCAAGCUCAUGUAUUUUUUGAAGUUAUGAACUAUAAAAAUGUUAAAACAAAAAAAAGGAACAUUGUUUAACAUUUUUUGCUGGGACAAAACGUUUAGUUCAUUUGCAGUAAGUGGUGCCCCCAGCACUGGGAUUUUUGAACUAAUGGGCAGCAGUCAGCUGGGGGUGUCAGAGGGAUCCUCAGUUACAACAUUUCCCAUCAUCUGUUAUACAGAGAAGCAGGAGGGCCCACAGAGGAGGAAGGAGAGAUUCGAGAGCUUUAUUCUCUGGAAGCAGUGAGAUUCAGAGUGAUUUUCCGGGGGGUUUCCUGGGUGCCUUGUUCCAGGCAGUCCAUUUGCCUUCCUAGUACUUAGCCCCCUCUGACAAUUUUUUUUUUUUUAAUGUGCCUUUUGGGAUGGCUAGAAACUGAAGUAGAAGUAGACUUGAGGAUGAUAGAGUUGGGACAGUGUCUUCCUUCUCAUGUGGGGAGGUGAGCACAGUUAUAGAUACUGCAGAUUCUUUUGCUUCACAGUUUCCACGCCUUCUGCCCAGCUUAGUUUAAGCAGUGAAGAUUUUUUUUUCCCUCUUCUCCCAUGACACCUACCAGAGGAAGUACCACCUCAGUCCCUCUUCCUCCUCUUGCCUUUCACCUGGGCUCUCAGACCGAAUUAACAUACUGACCCAAUUAUGUUGCAGGUCUCAUCUUCGGUGUAGUUAGCAUUUCCCUACCUAUUCCUGUGGCUAGAAUUGGUUGGGUGGUCACUGGACAGGAAGAAGCAAACCCUAUUUACUUGGGCCAAGGCUCUAUGUUCUGCCUUUCUUCCCAGAUUCCCAAAAGAAAAAGGGGUUUGAGUUUAUGAGAAGCAAGUGCUGGGCUAACAAGGCUCUUGAGUGAGCCUCCUGCCUGUUCAGUGCUCCUCAUCUGAUUCAGAAGCAUCACUUUUGAUAGCUAGCACUGGAAAAGUGAAAUCAUCUGUUUGAAGUGAAGGGACUCAUUUUGCUUUGCUUUCAGCCCAUGUAAAUAUUUAAAUAAUACAGUAUUAACAUUUUUGUGCUGCUUCCCAUUAGCUUGUAGAUUGAGCCAUACUCUGGCUGCCUCUCUACCUUCCUGGGGGCAGUUUUCUUUAACUUUCAGAAUAGUGAUUUUAAAACUUAAAAAAAAAAAAAAAAGGAAAAACAAAAUAACCUAUCCUUACUUACAAGCAUUACAGAUUGUAUUUAACUUUAUCACAUAUGAUAGAGAUAUAUAUGCUGUAAAAUUAGGGAAAGGAACUUUCUAAUAAACCAAUGAUUUGUGGAAA